Erpetoichthys calabaricus (reedfish) is the source of this 3665-nucleotide messenger RNA. It is a transcript of the gene pax7a, whose product is annotated as paired box 7a. Gene Ontology annotation, biological process: regulation of transcription by RNA polymerase II; anatomical structure development. NCBI's taxonomy places the organism in Eukaryota, Metazoa, Chordata, Cladistia, Polypteriformes, Polypteridae. The record is from RefSeq and is a predicted model, not a curated record. Gene Ontology annotation, molecular function: RNA polymerase II cis-regulatory region sequence-specific DNA binding; DNA-binding transcription factor activity, RNA polymerase II-specific.
UGGUCCCUCCCACUGUCUGAGCCAAAGUUGGCCACUUCAACAACUAACAGCCUCCGAGCUGACUUUACCAUCAAAAACUAACAGACCUUUUAGUAAAACACAGCAACGAAUUUCAUAACCUUUGCCCACGCCUGCCUGUGACAUUCCCUGUGCUUACUCGCCAUCCUCCGCGACCUGUCAUUCAGCUCUAGGACAAACUGCUCUCUUUUUUUUUCUCGUCCAUUAUUGUCCGCGGGAAAAUAUAAUUUUUACUCUUGUUUACUUGGAUCAUUUCGGUGCUCACUGAAGACAAAGCUUAAUACUGAAUUACUGUGCCCUGCAAAAGAAAAAAAAAAGGCUGCCAGUCUGGACUUGUUUUCAUCUUAAGAACUCCUCACAAUUUCUGCUUGUUUGAUUGACUGUUUAGAGAAUGGCUACUUUACCAGGGACGGUUCCGCGAAUGAUGAGACCUGCGCCAGGCCAGAACUAUCCCCGAACCGGAUUCCCUCUAGAAGUCUCCACACCUUUGGGCCAAGGACGUGUAAACCAACUUGGAGGAGUCUUCAUCAAUGGCAGACCUUUGCCGAAUCACAUCCGUCACAAAAUUGUGGAGAUGGCCCACCACGGCAUCAGGCCCUGCGUGAUCUCCCGGCAGCUGCGCGUCUCCCACGGCUGCGUCUCCAAAAUCUUGUGUCGCUACCAGGAGACGGGCUCAAUCCGGCCUGGAGCCAUUGGGGGCAGCAAACCCAGGGUGGCAACACCGGAUGUGGAAAAAAGGAUCGAGGAGUACAAGCGAGAGAACCCGGGGAUGUUCAGCUGGGAGAUACGCGACAAACUCCUCAAGGACGGUGUGUGUGACAGGAGUACAGUCCCCUCAGUGAGCUCAAUAAGCCGCGUUUUGAGAGCCAGGUUUGGCAAAAAAGAAGAUGACGAUGACUGUGAUAAGAAAGAUGACGAUGGAGAGAAGAAAACAAAACACAGCAUCGACGGCAUUUUGGGCGACAAAGGUAACCGCAUGGAUGAGAGCUCUGACGUUGAGUCUGAACCAGACCUGCCCCUCAAAAGAAAGCAGCGGCGCAGCAGGACUACCUUCACAGCAGAGCAGUUGGAGGAGCUGGAGAAAGCCUUUGAGAGGACCCAUUACCCGGAUAUCUAUACACGUGAGGAGCUGGCCCAGCGUACCAAGCUUACUGAAGCCCGUGUACAGGUGUGGUUCAGUAAUCGGAGGGCCAGGUGGCGCAAGCAAGCUGGAGCCAAUCAGCUGGCAGCUUUCAAUCACCUCUUACCUGGUGGCUUCCCACCCACUGGAAUGCCAAGUCUGCCAACAUACCAGCUCCCAGAGUCCAGCUACCCCACAACUGCAAUUUCUCAAGAUGGUGGCAGCACUGUUCACCGGCCACAACCUCUCCCUCCAUCUACAAUGCAUCAAAGUGGUCUGGCGGGGGAGAGUGGCUCUGCCUAUGGCCUCCCAUCCAAUCGACACACCUUCUCCAGCUAUUCAGAUAGCUUUAUGAAUCCCUCGGCUUCCAGCAACCAUAUGAACCCCGUCAGCAAUGGCUUGUCUCCACAGGUGAUGAGCAUCCUCAGUAACCCCAGUGCAGUGGCACCCCAGCCUCAACACGACUUCUCCAUCUCUCCACUUCAUGGCAGCUUGGAUUCCUCAAACAGCAUCUCAGCCAGCUGCAGCCAACGCUCGGACACCAUUAAGGGUGUGGACAGCCUACCAACAUCGCAGUCCUACUGUCCGCCAACUUACAGCACUACUGGCUACAGCGUGGACCCAGUGACUGCAGGAUACCAGUACAGUCAGUAUGGGCAGACUGCUGUGGACUACCUGGCCAAGAACGUGAGCCUGUCGACACAGAGGAGGAUGAAGCUGGGAGAGCACUCGGCUGUUCUCGGACUCUUGCAGGUGGAAACAGGCCAGGCCUACUAAUCCUGAAUGAACAUUCUCCUGCCCACCCCACAUAUGCUUUACACCAUUCUAGUAGGGCUACUCAUGUGUGCAUCCUUGGUGGAACAGGAGAAGACAAGGCCGACUAACAGAGGACUCUUCUAGAAACUGCCGACAUUCCGGAAAACCCAUGCCCCAUUGACCAAGCCAUGGUAGCAGGACCCAAUGGGAGGCAGAGGGCACACUAUGGACCUCUGCAGCGGCCAGAUCUGACGUUUACAAUGUUCAAAUUGGUAGAGACCACCUACUGAAACAUUCCCAGAAAAGUGCAUGCGAGUGAAGUGAGGUGGAGUCCAAAAUUGAUGCCACCCUGUGGUAAAACGCACUAGAGCACAGAGCCGGAUUUGUUAAGGAUUUCAUUCACCCUCCCAGUUUUUUUCUGGCAGAGCUGAGGAGUGCAGCACGUUUUCCUUGGUGGAUUUGGCCUCUAGUAGUGGUGGUGCACUGAGCAAUUAGGAGCCCCAGAAACAGGGAGACAGGAAGGACACAAGCCUACAUGUAGGGAAACUUAUUCUGUGCUCCUGUGUGUUUUUAAACUUCAUUCAUAUCCCUUCAAAUGUUAAAAAGUACUUUUUCUUAGUAAAUAUCCAAUGUUUGUGUAGCGUUGCUAGUUAAUCCUGGACACAGCCUGCAUAGUUACCUCUAAAGGUCAUUGUCAAGUAGCCACUUGUGUAUGUUUCUAAAAAGGUUAUGUUUUAUACUAAAACAGAGAGCGUAGGGAGAGCAUCGGUGAUGUCUGAUUUACCUUCCUUAAUAAAGCGCACGUUACGGUCUGUUGGAAAGAGACAGAGCAGCACCAGCAGGAAUGGAAAGGAGGGGGGACAACGUAUUCGAUGCAGACUUGGGACCAUCACAUCGAUAAGAGGAGCAAGCAAACAAACAGUGUUUUAUGUUUACAUUUGCAGUUACUACUGGGAGCAAAUUACUGUGGACACAGCGGCCACAGGUCUUGUAACAUGGAGCCGGGGACUCCACUGGACUUUCUGCAUCCACCCUCCCCUGAAGCACAAGGCUUUGCAAGCUUUGGGGCGGAAUUGGAAAUAACUUAUCCUCCAACAGACCUGUGUUGCAGACGCAAAAAGAGAAGACCACAAUUUCUGGUCCCUAGUUCAUAUUGGGCCCAGAUAAACAAUCGAAAUGCUUGAACUGUGUAUAUUUAUAAAAAUAGAAUUUUCCUUUUUUUUUUUUGUUUUUUUUAAUAUUGUGUACUGCGCCCUACAUUUUUGGCACUGGGAUAGCUGUAGCACUAUGUGACUAUCCUAUACAAUGCCUUGUUACCCCACCGCCUCUACCUAAUACACCCCUGGCUGUGUGAGGGGCCCAUGCAGCACCAUAAAAACGGCUCUCCAAGGGCUAAGUAAGUCGCUCAAAUGUUGCCAUGCCACCUACUCUAUAACGGCUCUAUGACCAUCCAACACACUGCCACAACCCUUGAAGCCUUGUACAGGGCCUAAGAGAAGUUAAUACGUGACCUGCACAGACUCUAACCCAACCCCAGUCCUUUUUUUGAUUCCCUCCCUGCACAGUUAUCAAACUGUCUUACUGAAGAUUACCCCAUGUUUUGAGUGGCAUAGACAUUGCCACAUCUCUGCCCCUCUUAGACCACGUGCCAAGCAUGAUGUGGCUACUUAACUAACACAGAUGCUGUCCCACCUUUUGGCCUUCUUUAAUUCCAGGGCUAUGUGGCGAUACAGAUGUUCCCAUGCCCAUUGAUCCCUUUAUCAGGGACCAC